AUGGCAGAGAAGAACGUCCGCAAGAUACUCUCACGGACCAAACUCGGUGCAAAGCUCUCGGUCGACGAGCACUUCGAUAUGGUAAACGACUCGAUCUCUGAGCGCAUGGAGCGGAAACGCCAUCGAGAGACCUCCCUCCCGCACCUCCUCUCCCCCCGGCGAAAACAACACCGCCCCAUCUCCCCAAGCGUCCCUCCGGUCGCUUAUCGCCCCCCGCAGACCCUACCACCCCGUCUCGACUCCAUCCCUGUCCCGCCUACUCCGCCCAAGUCCGCCGAACCCGCGGCCAUCCCUCUACCCGCAUCUCCCCCUAAAUCCGCUUCGUCGUGGCUGGCCUACCCACCACAGUCCGCCGAUCCAAUCAGACCAGGAACACCCCUUUCUGGUCCCUCGAGGGGUCUGAACCUCACCCAGCCACGGAGUAGGGGUCAGUCCCACCCGCCUCGAUCCCCCGGCUCGCCCGAUAUCUUUGGCGAGUUCGACAAGCUCUUUGCGGACUUUCCUCAUCCCCCUUCGGCGUCUCUUCGCUCCCCUCACUCACUGCCCACCCCGGCAUUGUCCACAGGGACUGCUUCCUCCUACACUACCGCUUCGGGCCACGGACAUGGGCACUCCAGACCGACCACACCGGCGUCGGCUUCGGCGCCGGAUCCCGCACGGCUCGAGUCGGCCAUCAAUACCCUCUCCCAAGUCAUACUAUGCCUACAAGGAACACAAGCCGAUAACGCGGCGUAUGUGCACAGCCAGGCGGACUUGGAGGCGCGGCUAAAGGGAACAGAAGGGGAGUUGGAGGCGGUGCGCGGAGAGAAUGCACGGAUAGAGGCGGUGCUGAGGCGGGAAAGAAUGGAGCGGACCAGGGAGGAUCAAGAGCGGGAGAGCGAGAGGCGGGGGAUGCAGCGCAAGAUUUCAGAAGCGGAGGAAGAGACUACCCAAGCCCUGUCUGCGCUCCAAGCCGCCCAAGCAGCAUCCCAAACCUCCGCACAAACAAUCCAAAAUCUACAAUCUCACCUCUCGGCGUCUCAAUCGCGCUGCACCUCCCUCGAAUCCCGAACACAUACCCUCGAGGCUGAGAUAUCCCGCCUCAAUGGCGCCUUCGACCUCGUCAAAGAUGAAUAUAAGCUCAAGGAGGACGAUAUGCGGCGGAGGAUGGAAGAAGCAGAGUUCAUGCACUUGGCGCUAAAGGAGAGUGGGGCGAGGUUGGGGCGCGAGUUGGAAGGGGCGAGGAAAAAGUAUAGCGAGUUGGAGAAGAAGGGGAGAGGGGGGUUCAUAUGA
Molecule: messenger RNA, 1272 nt
Organism: Dioszegia hungarica
Lineage: Eukaryota; Fungi; Basidiomycota; Tremellomycetes; Tremellales; Bulleribasidiaceae
Exons: 3
Coding region: 1-1272 (423 amino acids)
Source: RefSeq, a predicted model, not a curated record